GCCAAUUUGAGGGAUUUGGUGUGUUUUUCUUAUUUCCAAAUCAAUGAGUUCAUUUUGGAUUACCAACGCACAAGAAAAACUAGCAAUGUAACUCUUAUUUAGAUUUGUAGUCUAAAAUUAAGUAGUCUUUCAAUGCACCUUGACAGUAUACUAAAUAAGCUCAGGCCUUUCAAGUUCUGCUGCCCUUUCGAUGCUCGUACGGGGAAGCGGAUUACAUAUAAUUUCCUUGGCCAACAUUGAGUAUAUAUGAGUUGCCUUCCAAGUUCCAACAAUUCUUAUCUUCUCAAUAGGUACAGACAGUCUGUUAAGCUUAAUUAAAUACAGGUCUUGAACUUCAAUACAAUCACCACAUUGUAACAUGGAGAAGAAUCAAGAAUCCCCUAUUUGCUUGAAGCUUUUGAUAGACGAGAAGAACAACCGAGUCCUGGCGGCAGAAGCAAACUCGGAUUUCGUGGAUAUACUCCUCAGCUUCCUCACCAUCCCCAUGGGAACCAUAAUCAGACUCACCAGCAAAACAGAUGCGGAAAAGGCAGGACCAGUGAAUAUUGGGUGCAUGACCAAGUUGUACCAUGCUUUUGAAAACCUCACCCCAGAAAACUGGAAGACGAAACACUGCAGGACCAUGGUGUUGAACCCCAGAAAUGCGCUGGCUUAUUCUUGCAGGAAUUUGAAGAUCAAUGUUGAUGAUUCUGGGUCCGAGGUGACGUACAUGUGUAACCAGAACAAGUGUUGGAGCAAGUACAAAAAUGUCGCUUGCAAGUGUGGGCAUGGUUCGAGGACCAAUACCAUAUUUGCUUUAAUUAUGGCAGAUAGCAAACCUGAUUCUGAGCCUGAGCUCGAGGGUGCAUUUCUCAAGUGGGGGAUGAUGAUGUUCAUUGUCACUGACAAUUUACAAAUCAGACCUUCUUCCCCAACUGUUCUUGCUCAGGUUCUAUCCAAUCUUGGUUCCAGCGAAAUCAACCUAAUCAAGGAGAUGCCUGUACAUGUUAGUAAGCAGCAGGUACCACAACUAAUAUCUCCAACACUUCCAAUAAUUAAUCCGGGUAAUCCGCCUGCUUGCAUACUCAAUGGUUUCAAAGUCUCCUCUGUCUGAUGUGUUUCUUGACACUCCCGUAAGACCAAAUGUAGGAGCUUUUAGCGUACAUUCGGAAACCCAGAAACCUGUGGCAUCCUCAACAAAUGGUUUUGUAGAGAAACCGGAGGGAAAUGCUCAGAAGUUGAAUCUGAAUUUGACGUUGAACAAAUCUACGAAAGAGAUAUUGUUUGCAGAAGCCACCACGGACUUCUUUGAUUUCCUGUGUACCUUUAUGACCAGCCCAGUCGGAUCAAUGUUAUUUCUUUUGAAAGGGAAUUCUGGGUUAGGCUGCUUGGAUGACUUGUACAAAAGUAUGGUGGAGUUGGAUAUUGAAUGGUUUAAUUCGAAAGCUUUGAAGGCGACCUUAAUCUGCCCCAAAGUUGCAAAGCACCAUAAUUGCAAGAAACAGCCUCUAAAUUUGGAGGAAAAAUGUCCAUGGGAGAGUCUGAUAAUUGACCCCAGGCAGAGUGGUAGCUUCUCCAAAGAACCUUUAAAGUUCAUAAUUUUAGAUGACUUGGAAGUGAAGCCUCUGUCUUCUGCAUCAAGCUUUAGCAUUCUCAAGGAACUCAAAGUCCCCAUCACUGAGAUUGAGCAGCAAGCACUCACGGUUAACAUGGAAGAGGAACCGUCUCAAAUGGUGGUGUCCGGAUAGAAGAUCGUGUCCAUUCGGCUGCAAUUUUGUAAGCUAAGUAAUUUUGUUACGUUAGCUAUCGUUGCAUUCUUGCAUACAGUUGCAGGCAUUGAACCUUCUGAAGGCGGCACUUACAUCCCCAUCAGGAGCUCUGACAAAUGGCUUAGGCCGCUUCUUGCCGAAGCAUAAGGCAUAGUGCCAGUUAAUCUCGCGAAAUCUUCUAAGCUAGAUCUUGAUAUGCAAGAAACUAAGUUCAUUUCAAUGUAUCUGGUAUUCUUGUAUGCCUGUGAUCUCGAGCACUCCAGUACCUUCUAUUGUUAAUUUAUUUCUGUUUAUCAAU
Molecule: messenger RNA, 2046 nt
Organism: Cuscuta epithymum
Lineage: Eukaryota; Viridiplantae; Streptophyta; Magnoliopsida; Solanales; Convolvulaceae
Source: the annotation of a GenBank genome assembly